CGGCACAGCGGAGGCCGAGCGCCCGGGGGAGGAGCCUGAGCGGCCGGGCAGCGGGCGCAGCGGCCCAACCAUGUCGGCCGAGGAGAUGGUGCAGAUCCGCCUGGAAGACCGCUGCUACCCGGUGAGCAAGAGCAAGCUGAUCGAACAGAGCGACUACUUCCGUGCGCUCUACCGCUCCGGCAUGCGCGAGGCCGUGCGGCCCGAGGUGGGCCCGGAGGUGCAGCAGCUGCGCGGCCUGAGCGCUCCGGGCCUGCGGCUGGUGCUGGACUUCAUCAACGCGGGCGGCGCGCGCGAGGGCUGGGGCCUGAGCGAGGACGAGCUGGCCGAGGCUAGUGUGCUGUCCGAGAUGGUGGAGGCCGCGUCCUUUCUGCAGGUCACGGCGCUACUGCGCUUGCUGCUGUCGCAUGUGCGUCUGGGCAACUGCCUGGAGCUUUACCGCCUGGCGCAGGUGUACGGGCUGCCCGACCUGCAGGACGCCUGCCUGCGCUUCAUGGUGCUGCGCUUCCACCAGGUGUUGUGUCAGCCGCAAUUCCCGCUACUGUUGUCGCCGCCGCAGGCCCCCGGGGACUCUAGCUUGAAGCAGAGGCUGAGGGAGGCCCGCAUGCGCGGGACCCCUGUCCUGGUGGCCCUGGGGGACUUCCUCGGGGGACCCCUGGCCCCGCACCCAUAUCAGGGGGAACCCCCGUCCAUGCUUAGGUAUGAGGAGACCACGGAGCGCUGGUUCCCCCUGGCUAACAACCUGCCCCCCGACCUGGUGAACGUCAGGGGCUAUGGCUCAGCCAUCUUGGACAACUACCUCUUCAUCGUGGGUGGUUACAGGAUCACCAGCCAGGAGAUCUCUGCUGCACACUCCUACAAUCCCACCACCAACGAGUGGCUGCAGGUAGCCUCCAUGAACCAGAAGAGAUCUAACUUCAAACUUGUGGCGGUCAAUUCAAAGCUCUACGCCAUUGGCGGGCAGGCCGUUUCUAACGUGGAGUGCUACAACCCCGAGCAAGAUGCGUGGAAUUUUGUGGCUCCCCUGCCAAACCCUCUGGCAGAGUUCUCUGCCUGCGAGUGCAAGGGGAAGAUUUAUGUCAUUGGUGGAUAUACCACCCGAGAUCGCAACAUGAACAUCCUGCAGUACUGCCCGUCCGCUGACCUCUGGACGCUGUUUGAGACCUGUGACGUGCACAUCCGCAAGCAGCAGAUGGUGUCCGUGGAGGAGACCAUCUACAUCGUGGGUGGCUGUCUCCAUGAGCUGGGGCCCAACCGCAGGAGCAGCCAGAGCGAGGACAUGCUCACCGUGCAGUCCUACAACACGGUCACUCGGCAGUGGCUCUACCUGAAGGAGAACACGUCCAAAUCGGGCCUGAACUUGACGUGCGCACUGCACAAUGAUGGCAUCUACAUCAUGAGCAGGGACGUCACCCUGUCCACCAGCUUGGAGCACCGAGUGUUUCUCAAGUACAACAUCUUCGCCGACAGCUGGGAAGCCUUCCGGCGGUUCCCAGCCUUCGGGCAUAACUUGUUGAUCUCCUCUCUCUAUCUGCCCAAUAAAGCAGAGACCUGACUGAUUCAACAGCAUUUAAAAGAAAAAUCUGGUUCAAGGGGUUAAAAGAAGUCAAGUCUUUGAAAUACUGAUUCCUGAAGGGACAAAGUGUGCUGACGUGGGUCACAUUUGUAGGUGGCUCAGCUGUAAAUAAGCUUCUUGAACUAAUUACUUGAAGACUUGGGGUAGAGAGACCAACCCUAUUCUUUCCAGAUUGUUUUUUGUAUCAUGGGAACAAAUGUCACGAUGAUAAGUAUUCAUCCAAACCUAACAAUCUUGGGCCAACAACGAAAACCCACCAUUAAAAAGUAGACUACUAGGGUCUGCUUUGUACGGCUAAGGUCAGUAGCUAACCUGAUAGUAAUGUUUUCAUUCUGUGUGUUUCCUGCUGGAAGUGGAAUCCAGGGCCUCAUGAUAGUCCCAGAAAAGACGACUCUAAAAAUUCUCUUUCUUCAGGUCACCUGAGAUCUCCUCAGUGGGGACUUCCUUUUGGCGAUCAGUUUAUGUGACAAGCAUUAGGAUCCAUCCCCCUCCUUAGUCUCCCGGCUCCCCUGUCACCCGUCUCUCUGGGCAGACAUUUUAUCAUGCAUUUGCUUUCAGAAACCAACAGGUGUGUCUGACCUUUUGACAUUUAGACAUCAUGUUAUCAUUUAUAAACUUUGUGCACACUUGAGUUACCUUUUAAAAUGUAUCUUAAUGUUCUAAGUAAGUUCCUGAUGCCGUGUUAGCUACUUUGUAGCUGACCUUGGGGCCCACAACCUAUGGGCGCCUUGCCUGCUGCAAGGACAGAGCCAGACGGAGAAUCCCCACAAGCACCCAGUCCAUCCCCAAACGUGGAUAAGCACAUUCUUGGCCGCUUUCCCAGUCUUUGUGCAGUUGAGAAUGCUGUCUGAAGUAGACUAGUGAACCUCUUAUCCCAUGUGUGGCAAAUGAGGUUCUGCAUGGGUCACCACAGCUGCACUAUGAGGUUUUUGUUUAUAGAAGAUUGCUAUAAACAUUUUAUAAAUUGAGUCUUAAACGAGGGGGAGUACUGCAUAAGGAAAGAUUCCUUUCUGAGUUACUUUUAUUGAAUGUAUUUGGCUUAGUUCUUGUUUCAAGGCAAAACAAACAAACAAACACUACGUUUGCACAUUUACACGAGGUUUCCUCCUAGCUUGAUCUUAGCCUUAGACGUGUUGCAGUGUUUUGCCUUUUUGAGGGAAGGAUGGAUGUAGCUGAUGUGUGCUAGAAAGUAGGGGAGAUAUUCUUUAUGGAUGGCCUCUGCCAGCGCUUCUGAACUGAGGUGAGGUGCUGGCCUCACAGCUCUCCUGCCAACAGCAGUGAAUAGCUGAAGGACCUGCCAAUCAUGGGUCUGUGUUUCUUAAAAGACUCAAGGGCCCACUUAGUGUGCACAAGAGGCCUCAGGUUUAAUCUCCAGCACUUGUAGCAGCAGCAGCAAGGUCCUCACCUACGGGAAUUUUGAUUGAAGAGAAUUUGUUGCAACCAGCUGCUAUCUAGUAACGGAGUCAGCUAGAGGAGCCUUAUCCCGUCUCUGCACCAGAAAGCUCUAUAGAAAACCAGAAUUACAGGCAGAUUCUUCCUGGUUCUUUGUACGGGCUUCAUUCCUUGGUGGCUGGGCAUGGGGGAGGGGAAACCGACCCCCCAGUGGGUCUUCAGUGUCAUGAGGGAGUCACUUCAGGGUCUCUUUACAGCCAUGCCUCUAAUACAGCCUUAGAGCCUAGUUAUAAAACUCUUAUUUGCACGACUGUUUUAGAAGCUCUGUUAGUAUUUAUUUGGGACAUGGUGACAGUUCUUAGAGUCUUGUCAUGAAAUCUACCAGUAUCCAAUCAACCUGCUUAUAAUGCCCUUGGAAGCUUACAGGCCAUUCCCAAGCCAAGUCUGUUUUCGAACACUGAGUCGGUUUCUCCCCCUACCCCAGCUUUUUUUCUUUCUCUAAGACAGGGUAUUGCCUUACAAUCCAGGAUAACUCCAAACUGGAGAAUCUCUCACCUCGGCCUCUUGCUACCAUGCCUGCCUUUAUGAAUAGGUUUUAAACUGUUUUGCUGGGUUCUUAAAAACAAACAAACAAACAAACAAACAAACAAAAACUCUGAGCUAAAAUCUUCACCAAAAUGGUACUUAUAUAAUAGAUUUAAUUUAUAUUAAUUGUAGUAUUGAAUUGUGGGGAGUCUAUAAUUUUGUUACUGCACUUUAAAAUCUAAGUUAUGUUUGUUGCUAUGGAUUUCAUUUUUAUGCAGCCUAGUCCUCAAUAUUCAGAGGAAACUGGCAGUUGAAUUAGUAGUUGACAAAGAUGGGCAAUUAUCUUGUGAGAAAACGCAUCUUAAAAGCACAUCAUGGUGUCUACCUGUUGACUAGGUCUCUUCCUGAUGGCCAUCUGUGGACAUAUUUACUAAAGCCAGCAACUAGAUUCUUGGACCAAAUGAAGCUCUAACACUGACACCCUCGAAGCUCUCACCCCAGACUUGACUUGUAGCCGGUGUGCAGUAUAUGGCUCUGAGGGUUUAGACGCACAGACUCCCGACAGAAGUUUGUCGUUCUUGCUGCCAGCCGUGCUUGGAGAAGAGUCAUGUCACAGAACGGGAUGGGUUUUAUGACAUCUGCCCAUCUGUGCCUUUUACCUGUCUGGGCGCUCUGAGAGCACUUGGAGUUCCACUGGUGCCAGUGCAGACUUCGGCCAGGAGGAUAGUGUUCCUUUCGAAACCUUCAGUUCCUCAGGCAACUCCUUAUGUGAUACUUUGUAUUUCUCCCCAUUCUCUGUUGCCUUACACACCCACCCGCAGAGAUUCCGAGGGGUUCUGACUCCCACCCGGAGGCAGGAAGUGUGUGGGAGCCCGUGUGGGAGCUGCCUGCCAAGAGCGCACUCCUGCUCCGAGGGGUAGUACUACGUCUCCCCUUGGCACCAGGAAGGUUCUGAGAUGACUAUGUAGAACCCAGAACUUCUGCAGUCUGAGCUAAGACAUAUUGUCUAGGAACCAAAAGGCCUGGGAUGCUGGCAAGAAACACAAAAGGCUUAAGAUGAAGCGCGAAACCAAAGAGACUUUGACCCUGCUGUUUUCUGUUGUUUCUAAAGCCAAGAAUCCAAGCAAUCUUAAAUGCCUUAGGUUUCCAUUCAAGCCAAGGGAAGGAGAGGAUACUGUAGCUCUAUACUGGGAGAACAGAGAAAAAUGUUUCUUUUUAAUAAACAGUUGUUUAUAGAACAUUGGGAUGCAGUCCUCCUAUUUCCAGGUAAAGUUACAAGCCUGUUUGGCCAAAGAGGUAAAUAGUAGGGGCUCUGAUGUCUUUGUCAAGGUGUUUAGUGAGCUUAGUUUAAGCCCUGCGACCUGAGGAACUGCAGGGCAAAGGGAUCAUGCCGAAGGCUGGCUUGUCCUUUCACAGGAGUGUGGAGUCUGUGAGUACACUCACUUUGUCAGGGUUUGCUCUCAGGAGACCUGUCAAUCAGUGCUACCAAACAUCCCUGCCAGCCUACCAGAGUGAAGUGAAUGCCAGCUCCCGCCCCUGCUUCAGAGAUAGUCUGUAUGAAGGGAGCUUCGAACUCUGGAAGCAGUGAGCUACAUCAAUUCCAUUCUUUGGUGACCAGAAACAUUAAGUGUUGGUGUGAGGCAGAGCUUAGCCUGGGUACACUGACUAAGCCACUGUCCCUGGGACAGUGCUCGCCUUUCAGCCACGGUGUAGUCAGAGUUGCCCACUUUUGUCAGGUACACCGGGCUCAGUCUGGUGGCCCAAUCUGCCCACUGCCUUGAGAUUCAGUAAUAACCCAGGUAGCUUGUUUGUCCUUAAAUCUGAUAUCAUAUCCCGUGUUUCAUGUUUUGUUUUAAACUGUGUGUGUGUGUGUGUGUGUGUGUGUUUUUAUUUUAAAGUUAAUUACCUUUUAUAAUCCUUGCACUUUGCAGUUUGUGAAAACACAGAAACAUUGUGGAAUAUGUUUUAUUUAGAACUCACUCAGCACGGUAGCCCCGCAGAUGGUUCUAAUGAAGGAGGAGGGAGAGCAGGUAACGAUUUGGCAGGAGCAGGCUCAGUGCUGGUACAGUUACGCCUUUGCCUUUAAAACAUUCCCGUGGAAGAACUCAGCAAUGCUGCCUUGCCACCGAGGUUGGUUGAGUUUGCCUUGCUGAUGACUGUCCAGUGGUUUCCACCCUAGGUUUAGUACACACGUUUGCUUCUCACUUUUGUUAGUUUGGGAACACAACAGGAAAUACAUAGUGACUGCCAGCUGCCACUUGACAUUGCCAUAUUCAGCCAUUCCUACGGGAGCCCGUGAAGUGAAAAAGAGGGUCCAUUCUGAAGAGCCCAGGGUGCUCAGUGUUUCUGUAGGGCUGGUUGGUGCUUUCCAUAGCUUGUCACUGGCAAAGCAAAGGAAAAUGUGAUUUGUUGUAUCACUUCAGGGUGGGACAUUUCUCUGUCCCUCCAGUGUUUUCUUACCUAGUUAUUUUUAUGGAAAAGGAAAAUCUUCAAGUUGUAUUCUGUUAUGACUGACACUUUCUUUGUUUGAAAGAUUGUACUGAGUCUGUAGUUUGGAGUGUGGCAUAAAUACACACAUCAGCAUUGUCUCAUAUCCAUAACAGUAUUUAUGCAUCCAACACCUGUGAACCACAGAGCUGUGUUCAUGUUGUUUCUUUUGAGUAUGGAAGGAAAUGUUUUUAAAUAAAAUAGUUCUCAACCA
This is a messenger RNA of Apodemus sylvaticus (European woodmouse), 6191 nucleotides long. It is a transcript of the gene Klhl42, whose product is annotated as kelch like family member 42. Bases 71 to 1552 code for a protein of 493 amino acids. The record is from RefSeq and is a predicted model, not a curated record. Lineage: Eukaryota; Metazoa; Chordata; Mammalia; Rodentia; Muridae. Gene Ontology annotation, molecular function: protein binding. The transcript has 3 exons.